Fusarium verticillioides 7600 is the source of this 471-nucleotide messenger RNA. RefSeq lists its product as hypothetical. The record is from RefSeq and is a predicted model, not a curated record. NCBI's taxonomy places the organism in Eukaryota, Fungi, Ascomycota, Sordariomycetes, Hypocreales, Nectriaceae. Bases 1 to 471 code for a protein of 156 amino acids. The transcript has a single exon.
AUGUCCACUACCGACAGUACAACCUUCAAAUUCUAUGCCUUCUUCUUCAAAUGGAUUGACCCAAUCAUUGCUCUCGGAGGAGCUUAUCUGAACUUCAUUGAUCCAAUUGGCGCAGUCACUUCAUUGGCACCCAACUCAAAAUACGACCCGGAUCAAGUCUUCCUCUUCCAUCAGAGCGGCGGCCUUGCAUUAGCUGUUGCUUUUCUAUCAGCAACUAUUCCCCGUUACUCAAAAGAUAUCACGGUGUGGAGGAUUUUGCAGUUCUCGCUGCUACUGUCUGACCUGGCUGGCAUUAGCGGAGUGGGUUUUGCCAUGGCCCGCCAAGGGAGACUUGGAGGAUCCUGGACUUCGGAUGAUUGGGGCUGUGGUGGGUCGUAUGUCUUCUUGACUUUAGUGAGACUGCACUUUUUAGUGUUCAGCCGUGGUAUUAGUGGCAUUAGCGACAGUCCGACAGUUAGAAAGCAGAGUUAG